This is a messenger RNA of Cloeon dipterum, 2509 nucleotides long. RefSeq names its product arginine/serine-rich protein PNISR-like. The coding region runs from base 249 to 2207 and encodes 652 amino acids. NCBI's taxonomy places the organism in Eukaryota, Metazoa, Arthropoda, Insecta, Ephemeroptera, Baetidae. Gene Ontology annotation, molecular function: RNA binding. The record is from RefSeq and is a predicted model, not a curated record. The transcript is spliced from 12 exons. Gene Ontology annotation, cellular component: nuclear speck; presynaptic active zone.
CUCCUCUUAUGCUCUGCUGUUGGCAACAAUUGAAUUUCGAUUGACGCAUUCUAUCUACUCACCUCGAGUAAAUUUCGGAAGGAGGAUUUGAGCGACCAGCACAAGCAAGCGCAUCAUUUUGCUAGCUCCAAUUUCAUUUCUAAACGUAGAUAAUUCAUAUUGCUUUAUUACUAAUGUCAAUGAGCAGAGCCAAAAAUCAAUCCGGUCUCAAUUGAAGGACAGACACUGACGCACGGACAGAGAGUAGAAUGUGGCCUGCAAAGGGUGACCCCGGUUUUCGAGGAGUCGGCAACGCCCCCAUGCCGCAACAAUGGGCGCUUAACCCAGCAGCUUACCAGAAUAUGUCGAAUGAGCAAGUUGAUUGGGCCCGAUUGGCGCAGCAAUGGAUCAUGAUGAAGGACUCGAUACCCAUGGCACCACCACCGCCUCACUUGUCAAUACCUCAACCUGCUCCUCCGGGAUCAACGGUAUUGGAAGAGGAAGGUGGAGAAGCACCCAUGGACAUCAGCAAGGAUGAAGAUCUAUCUCACCCAGGAGGAGAUAGUCAGCCAUGGAAUAAUGGCAACAACUGGCAGCAACCCUGGAAUAGGCAGGGUUAUUGGUCCAAGAAUGAAGGACGCUUUCCACCCUCUGGUCAUGACUUAAACAGAGGUGAAUACUAUAGUAGUUGUUAUGACAUUCCAGGAAAAUCCACAGGUUACAACAGUCACGGCUUUGAUGGGAUGCCGGGUGGUCCAGGACAACAUCAAAUGGCUCCAUUCAUCAGGCCAAGGCAUCAAUGGGAAGGCAAGAACAUGAAGAUUGACCGGCGUUUCCAGAAUGCUGCGCAAAACGCACCUACAGUGGUACCAGAAGAAGAACCAGCGCCUGUGAUAGAUGCGGCCAAGAGGAGAACUUUGCCUUCAUGGAUUAGGGAAGGUUUGGAGAAAAUGGAAAGAGAGAAGCAGAAGAGAGAAGAGAAGGAGAAGGUGGAGCAAGAGCGGGAAGAAGCCAAGCGGCAGAGACUCAAGGAGGAACAGCAAGCGCUUCUGGAGCUGGAGGCUGAGAAGACCGGCAUCCCUGUUAAGAGCAAAUUUGAAUCUGACUCUGAAGAAGAUGAUGGUGAAGAAGAAGAAGAGGAAGAGGAGCUAAAGCCUGUCACUCUUCCAGAACAGACGCCCAGACCGAGACGCCGUUUCCAUGAUGGCCCUGUAGAACCUGAAACAAAAUCUCCAUGGGCUGAAAAGCCUAUGCUGAGUUACGCGGAAUUAAUGUUGAGUGUGAGAAGGACAAUGACGGAAUUGCUUGCAGAAGUGACUAACAGUGAGAUUGAAACACUGGGUGAAGAAGCUUUGAGAAAAGCUUUGACAAAAGCUUCAGCAAAACGUCAGCCAGCAAAGAACAACGUGGCUUUAGCCCCAAGCAAAACUAGCCUGGGUCUUGCCAUAUAUGGCUCUGAAUCGGAAGGCUCCAGCUCCGAGUCGGAUACUGAAGAUCCUCGAAACUCCUCAAAAAGUCGAACAAACCUAAGGCAAGACUCCGACAACGACUCGGAUGAAGACAUCAAGGAAACCAUCCGCAAGAAACAGCAAGAAUUUGUCGUCAAGGAGAGGGAGAUAGCAGCCAUCGUCGCCGAAGCCAAGGAGAGAGAGCAAAAGGCAGCGUUGAAUAGUGUUAAAUCAGGUGCUGAGUCUGUUGAGAGUGUGAAGGACUCUACGGAUAUUGGCCAGCCACAGAGACAGGUAGAGAGCAUUAAGGAGCAUUCAAAUGCCGAUGAGGGGAAGAAUGGGAAAAGUGCCAAGAUUGACAAGACUGAGAGAAAACAGCGGUCUCGUUCGAGGUCCUCCAGCGCAUCCUCUAGCAGCAGCCACAGCUCCCAUAGCUCCCGCCAAAAGAAAAGGAAAAAGGAGAAGCGCGAUCAAGUCAGAGUCCGAGAUAGGAAAAAAGAUAGAAAGAGACGAAGGAGCUCCUCUGGCAGCCGAAGGAGCAAAUCUCCCAGGCACCGGAGUAAGUCUCCUAAGAGGAGGAACUCUCCGAGAGAUCGUAAAAGAAGGGGCAGUCGUGACAGGUCGAGAACUAGAAGAAGGCGGUCCCGAUCCUCCGACAGCUACCGGAAGACACGACGCAGGAGCAGAUCCAGGUCGGAUUCUUCAAGGAGGCGACGGAGGCGGAGGAGCACUUCUUCUAGUUCUAGCUCAUCUGACAGAAGGAGUAGGAAAAGGAGAUAAUUUUUUUCAUCGGGAUUUUUGCUCCUUGGGCGCGUUUUAAUUGCACCUAAAAAGUGUAGCGUUUCAAUUAUAGUCGUGAAUAUAUUUUAAUAGUAUUCACCACUCCUUAAUAAAUAUGGGCCCCUGACAGUUGAACUAAGAGAUUAAGAUUAGCAUAGCCUUGUCAUAGAAGACAUGAGCCAGCACUUUUCAUUAUCUUUCUCGUUAAAAAGAACCUUUUACAGUCAUUUCUGCAAUUCAUUGCUUCUCCUUAUAUGAAGAUUUCUUUUGCAGGCUUAAUAAAAAUCCACUCCAAUGUAAAA